UUCUGAAGUUCUUGAAGCAAUAGAAAAUGUUAUUCUAGAUGUGCUUAACAGCUUGGCCCAAAAAAAAGCACCUGUUCUUACGCUGGCUAACAGAUCGGACUGGAGGAACAUAGAAUUUAAAGAUUCUGUAGGUCUACAGAUGAUACCACGUUGUACUACAAAACAAAUAAGAAGUGACUGCCCUAGAUCAGCACCCAAAUUUGCUCUGAUGCUCAAGAUAUUAUCUAUGAUCUAUAAGAUGGUGCAGAGCAAUACUUAUGCAACUAAAAGAGAUAUAUAUUAUUCAGAUACACUACUCUUUGGUAGCCAAAGUGUUGUGGACAAUAUAAUCAAUGACAUUUCUUGCAUGCUUAAGAUACCUCGGAGAAGUCUACAUAUACUGUCUACAACUAAAGGUUUUGUUGCUGGUAAUUUAAGUUACACUGAAGAAGAUGGUACAAAAGUGAAUUGUACCUGCAGUGCAACAGCAGUCACUGUGCCAUCUAAUGUUCAAGGAAUUAAAAAUUUAAUCUCACAUGCCAAAUUUAUGUUAAUUGUAGAAAAAGAUGCAACUUUUCAGAGACUCCUGGAUGAUGACUUCUGCAAUAAAUUGUCCCCAUGCAUAAUGAUUACAGGAAGAGGCGUACCAGAUCUUAAUACACGACUUUUGGUCAGGAAGCUGUGGGAUUCUUUUCAAAUUCCUAUUUUCACCCUUAUGGAUGCAGAUCCACACGGUGUAGAAAUAAUGUGUAUCUACAAAUAUGGAUCUGUGUCAAUGUCUUUUGAGGCCCAUCAUCUCACCGUCCCAUCCAUAAAGUGGCUUGGUCUCCUUCCAUCUGACCUUGAAAGAUUAAAUAUAUGCAAAGAUGUCCUGAUUCCACUUACGAAGCAAGACCAAACCAAGCUAGCGAGCAUUCAGAAGAGACCUUACAUUGCUUGUCAGCCAGCGUGGAAAAAAGAACUGGAAAUUAUGGCAGCAUCUAAACUGAAAGCUGAAAUCCAAGUUUUAACUUCGCUUUCAUCCGAUUACCUUUCCAGAGUCUAUUUACCAAACAAACUGCAGUUUGGCGGGUGGCUGUGA
This is a messenger RNA of Leptosomus discolor (cuckoo roller), 1060 nucleotides long. It is a transcript of the gene SPO11, whose product is annotated as SPO11 initiator of meiotic double strand breaks. Gene Ontology annotation, molecular function: ATP binding; DNA topoisomerase type II (double strand cut, ATP-hydrolyzing) activity; DNA binding. Gene Ontology annotation, cellular component: nuclear chromosome. Gene Ontology annotation, biological process: meiotic DNA double-strand break formation; meiotic DNA double-strand break processing; reciprocal meiotic recombination. The record is from RefSeq and is a predicted model, not a curated record. NCBI's taxonomy places the organism in Eukaryota, Metazoa, Chordata, Aves, Leptosomiformes, Leptosomidae.